Messenger RNA from Diorhabda sublineata, 2026 nucleotides. RefSeq names its product beta-galactosidase-1-like protein 3. NCBI's taxonomy places the organism in Eukaryota, Metazoa, Arthropoda, Insecta, Coleoptera, Chrysomelidae. The record is from RefSeq and is a predicted model, not a curated record. Bases 41 to 1984 code for a protein of 647 amino acids. Gene Ontology annotation, molecular function: beta-galactosidase activity. The transcript has 2 exons. Gene Ontology annotation, biological process: carbohydrate metabolic process. Gene Ontology annotation, cellular component: vacuole.
UGAGUUUAUUUUUAUUUGUAGUCAGUUUACGAUAACAACCAUGUCGAAAGGUACUUUAAAAUUACGAACGUUAUAUGAAUAUUUCACAGAAGGGGGAAUAAAAACCGGUCUUAGUGAUAGUAAACCUCAAUUCACAUUAAACAACAAAGAUAUUGUCAUCUAUAGUGGUGCUUUACAUUAUUUUCGAGUACCCAGAGAAUAUUGGAAAGAUAGGUUAAGAAAAUACCGGGCCGCCGGCUUAAACGCUGUUGAAACAUACGUACCGUGGAAUUUACAUGAAUAUCAAGAUGGUGUUUACGACUUCGGCAAAGGGGGAAGUGAUUUUCAAGAUUUCCUUGAUAUAGGAGAGUUUAUUAACUUAGCUAAAGAAGAAGAUCUGUUCGUUAUACUUCGACCGGGUCCGUAUAUUUGUGCCGAAUGGGACUUUGGUGGAUUACCUUCGUGGUUACUGAGAUAUGAGGGAAUAAAGUUGAGAACAAGCGAACCACAAUAUAUUAAGCUCGUAGAAAGAUAUUUCAAAAAACUUCUGAAUAUAGUAUGUCCUCUUCAAUUUACUAGAGGUGGAGCCAUAAUAGCUUUUCAAAUUGAAAAUGAAUAUGGUAAUGUAUAUGAUGGGGUAAAUGAAAUUGAUAGAAAAUAUUUAGAAAAAUUGAAAGAUAUUUUACACCAAAACGGUGUAGUAGAAUUACUUUUUACAUCGGAUACGCCUUCUAAUGGAUUUCACGGCACAUUGUCUGACGUACUAGCUACUGCUAACUUCCAAAAUGAACCAUCCAAAGAACUUUCUCUUCUAAAGAAAUUCCAACCCAAUAAACCCUUAAUGGUGAUGGAAUAUUGGACUGGGUGGUUUGAUCACUGGGCAGAGAAGCAUCAUACUAGAACAGUUGAAAAUUUUGGCUCUGUUCUGGAAGAUAUCCUAAAUUUCGGAGCGUCUAUCAAUUUUUAUAUGUUUCAUGGUGGUACUAACUGGGGUUUUUUGAAUGGAGCUAACUUGGAAGACAAGUCCCUCACAGCUAUUGACAAUGGAGGUUUCCAACCAGAUGUUACCAGUUAUGAUUAUGACGCCCCAUUGUCAGAAGCAGGAGAUUACACGGAUAAAUAUAAUAAAACCAAAGAAAUAAUUAGUAAAUACAAUAAAUUGCCUAUAAAACAACCCAUGAUGCCUGAAAUAUGUAAAAGAAUAGCCUAUCCCAAUAUAGAAAUUAUUGGAGAAAUAUCUCUAAAUGAUAUUAUAAAACAAAACCAGGCAGUACAAAUUGAAAAAAUGGUACCUAUGGAGUUAUUAAAUAUAAAUAAUAAUUCUGGUCAGAGUUACGGUUAUAUAGUCUACAGAAAAACAAAUAUUGAUAUUUCUAAAAAUUCAAUUUUGAAAAUCGAAGGACGUGUGUGUGACACUGUUUUGGUUUUGAUAAACGGAGAACUAAAAAAUAAAAUUAUUACCACCAAAGAUGAUUUGAAUGGAUUUGGCUAUUGGAGAGUGAAAGACUCAACACUUGAACUAGGUGAUCGGGAUUACAAAAAUGCAACAUUGGAUCUCGUUGUUGAAAACUGGGGAAGGGUUAAUUAUGGAUACUUACAACAAUUUAACCAAUUUAAAGGAAUAUGGCAGGGUAAUGUACUGAUAAACAAGGAAGUAAUACAAUUCAAUGAAGCCAUACCACUACAAUUUGAUAAAAAGUCUACAAAAAAAUUGAUCGAUUGGCAAAAACCGAGUUUUACUGUUGGACCUAAAUUAUACAAAGGUGUGUUAAAUAUAGACGAACCAAAAGAUACAUAUAUAGAUAUGAGAGAUUGGAUUAAAGGGUUUGUGAUUGUUAAUAAUUUUGUAUUGGCUCGAUAUUUAACACUAGGUCCCCAACAAAGUGCAUAUUUACCUGCGCCUUUAUUGAAAAAGGGAUCAAAUGAUAUUUUUAUAUUUGAACAUUUUACACCUGCUAAAUUGAUCAAAUUUACUCAAGAUUUAAUACAUGAAGUACGCGAAUGAUUGUUAUCUGUAUUUUUUUUAUGAAUAAAGAUAUAUAUUUUA